AUGGAACUUUUGUACUACAGGUUGUGAUGUAUGAAAGUGCACUCGCGAGGAAAGCAGAUAAGGAUGAAAGUUACCACGUAUCCUUACAAGAUAUCCUCGUGAAACAGUGGAUGCCCAUCUCUCCGAACGAUGACAGCUUCCUCGAGGCUCACUUCAUGGCGGGCACGACUGAGACGCAGCUCGUGUAUAUAGACGAGAACGACAAGCCCCGGACAGCGUUGCAGGGUCACACCAAGGUCACGGUCUCCGGUAGCGAAGAAGAGCCGCCCGCCCUGCCCGCCCUGGAGCUGGAGAAGGACGCCAUCGAGCUCGCAGAGGACGACGUGUAUCAAGAACUGGCUGCUAGAGGGCUAGAGUAUACCGACAAGUACAAGACCAUCAAGUCCAUCCGCAUGGGCCAUCGAGACUGGUUGGUCAGCGUGGCACCCAACGGCUCGCUCUCCGCCACCAUCGAGGCCGUGCUGCAGGUGUACAUCUUGAAGGCCAUCGACGAGAGUCAGGAGUUGCGCCUGCCGCGCAAAAUCCGCCGGCUCGACAUCGACCCCGUGACGCUGAAGAAUAAGACAGAAGUCACGCUGCGCCUCGAGCUGGCCACCGGCAUCCUGGCGGGGGCGGGCGUGUACGCGAGCGGGGUUACUCUCCAGGAGCUGCCCCCCGCGCUCCGCGUCGAACCCCUGGCAACUCCUGAGCUGCUGCCCCUUGGCGAGACAAGUUUCCAGACGCCGGAGGAGUUCGUGCGCAUGGCCGUGAACGUGGCUCUGAUGGGCGCCCAGCACCAAGGUGCACCCCAGGUCACCUUCCUGGAGCUGCCCAACGGCAAGAAGACCGCUGCGCUCAGCACGAUGGUGCUGAGCGCCACUCGGGCAGCCGGUUACGAGCAGGCGCGAGUAGUGGCGCUGGCCGCGGAGGGCACGAUCCCGCCAGGGUUCAGGGGACGCGUUCCGCUGCUCGUCACGGGCCCCACCACUAUGGCGGAGGCCAUGCAAGCCCUCGACGUGGGACUGGCCGACGCCCUGCUUGUCUGGUCGACCGAGCGCCUGGUGGCCAAGCAAAAGCGGGCUGUUAGCGUGGAAAUCAGCAUCCUGGCCCAGCAACAGUGCUUGAUCGGCGAGUGGCUGACGCUGGUUCGCCGCGCCCAGCCCUUGGACAAGAAGGACACCGUGGUGGUGCAUCUGGACGGGGAGACACCGCUCCCUAGGCACGCAAGACCAACCACCACUGUCGUCCUAGUCUCACAGACAGGCCCCAGCAAGCUUCAGCAAAACAUUCAAGAGACCCUGAAGAAGGUGGAAGCUCUGCCCUAUGCUGCGCAAGCAAGGCUGGUGUUCAUCGAGGACGAGAAGGCCCCUCCCUUCGACGUGAACAAGGAGCUCCACCAGCUGGCACGCGGUUUCCGCGUGAACGUGCUGAGGGAGGGAGGCGUGUGGAGCACACCAGCGCCCGCCAUGCACGUCCCCAAGCCCUGCGCGCUCAGCACCGCGCUGGCCGCAACCAGCCUGGGCGACGUUCGACUGCAGUUCUUGGGCGUGACCUCGCUCAGCAGCGAACGCGAUUUCGGCCCGACCCACCUGGACUACGUGGGCGUGCUAGAGAACGGCGCCGAGGCCGUGCGGGUGAUGGGCGUGGGCCGCUGGCUGCCGGACGACCGGGUGCCACAUCUUGACUCGGUUCUGCGCUGGCCGGUCCCGGCGAGCUGGUCCACUCGGGACGCCGCCACCGUCCCCUUCGUGUACGCGCUCGUGUACCACGCGCUGCAGGUGCAGGCGGGCGCGCGCCGCGGCGAGUCCAUCCUGGUGCACGAGGGCGCCUCCGCCGUCGGCCAGGCCGCCAUCCGGGUGGCGUGCCAGCUGGGCUGCGCCCCGCUCUACACCACGGUGGCCAACAGCCGGGAGCGCGCCGCGCUGCUCGCCAUGUUCCCUCAGCUGCAGCCCGCCCAGGUGCUGAGCUGCGGCGACGGCGGCUCCUUCGAGCCUCGCCUGCGUGUGCUGACCCGUGGCCGCGGGGUGCGCCUGGUCGUCAACACGCUCGCGGGCUCCGAGUUCCGCGCGUCCCUCCGCUGCAUCGGAUACUUUGGCCGCCUUAUCAACUUCUCCCGCGAAGACUUGCAGGAAGGGAACAUAGGUUCUCAGAUGUUCCUCCUGGGUAGUGCAGUGUUCGGCUGCUCGGGCAGCGAGCUUUUCCACGCCACCGAGGACACCCGCCUCUUGGUGGUGGAGGCCGUCGCCAAGGGGAUCCGCGACGGGGUGGUGCAGCCCAUCGUGGGGGCCGAGGACUACAGCAGUCCCCGGAGUAUCGGUGACCUAAGGCGUGGGACGAAAGCGGUGGUUAAGGUGGACAGCAUGGCGCUGGGAGCCAGCCAGGUGUGCGACCCCAACAAAUGCUACAUCGUUGUCGGUUGCCAAGCCGUGGACGCGCUGUUCCUGGCCAGCCGGCUGGCCGUGCUGGGCGCGCGCCACAUCCUGGCCGUCGUGGGAUCGUCGCCGAGCUCUCCGCUCGUGCGGCAGAGGCAGCGCGCUCUCCGGCGGCAGCUCGGCGCUGGCCUGCAAGUGCUUCAAGUGCGCGAGUGGACUCCAGCUGCGGCCGAGAGCGUGCUGAAGGUGGCGUCCAGUGUGGCUCCGGUGCACAGAGCCGUCGUGGUCGUCAAGAGCGAGAACGAGCAGGUAGCGGCCGCGCUUCUGGGCAGCGCCCUCCAGCCUUCUGUGGGUCUUGUGUUGCUCGCCGACCGAGAGUGUCUGGCAGCACCCCUAGUCGCCCUGGCCGAGCAGCGUCAGUCGCUCGGAUGGCCCACCAGCUGUCUAGCCGCCAGCCUCGGCGAGGCCUCGGAGCGCCUCGGAGACCUGCUCCACAACUCGUCCCUCGAGGUCCUGCCCUCAGCCAUCUCGGACCAGGGCGCGGGUUCAGACAAGGACUUGUCCCUGUCGCUGACGGUGGACGCCCUUGCUGCGCUCAGCAGAGCCGACAGCCAGCGGUCGCGGCUGCCGCGGAUGGUAGAGCUGACUUCGCUAGGGCCGGCGUCGCACUCUUCGCGGGAGAACCGCAACCUGUUCGUGCUGCCGCCGCUCAGCGUGCUGGACCCAGCCUCCAAGGGCCAGCUGGCCGGGCUCGCGGCCAGGCUGUUCAGCCCCGUGCUGGUGGUGGAGACCACGCCGGGGGACAGCGUCCAGGUCGCAGCCAAGGCCGUGGUGCGGGCGAAGGACGGGCUAGAAAAUGCAACUUGA
Molecule: messenger RNA, 3218 nt
Organism: Frankliniella occidentalis (western flower thrips)
Lineage: Eukaryota; Metazoa; Arthropoda; Insecta; Thysanoptera; Thripidae
Exons: 12
Coding region: 27-3218 (1063 amino acids)
Biological process (GO): fatty acid biosynthetic process
Molecular function (GO): fatty acid synthase activity; oxidoreductase activity
Source: RefSeq, a predicted model, not a curated record